Molecule: messenger RNA, 2745 nt
Organism: Oryzias latipes (Japanese medaka)
Lineage: Eukaryota; Metazoa; Chordata; Actinopteri; Beloniformes; Adrianichthyidae
Gene: klhl27
Product: intracisternal A particle-promoted polypeptide
Molecular function (GO): protein binding
Source: RefSeq, a predicted model, not a curated record
GUCCGCGGCUACUUCCUCUGUAAACAAACCAAUGCUGAAACCCCUUACAGAGGAGGGGUUCUGGCCUCCAUGGUAACACCGCUGCACCUCGGUUACCAUGUCCUCCCUGUCAACAUCCGCUAUCUGUGGUGAUGCUGCGGCUGCCAUGGCAACCCCAGGGUGUGACCAGGCUGUGCUGGCCUCAGAUUGUCACGCCAGGCUGAUGCUGGCCCAGAUGAACAAGCUGCGUCUCCGCACAGACUUCUGCGACGUGGGUCUGAACGUCGGGGGCCGGGUCUUCAGGGUCCACCGGCUUGUCCUCGCUGCCAGCAGCCCGUACUUCUCAGCCCUGUUCUCGGGGGGGAUGAAGGAGGCGGACAAGGAAGAAGUGCACAUCAUUGGAGUGGACCCGGUCGUCUUUGAGAGUUUGCUGGAAUUUGUGUACACAGGAGCGAUCAAUGUAACCGUGGACAACGUUCAGGAGCUGAUGGUGGCCGCCGACAUGCUGCACCUGAAUGAGGUUGUUUCCGUCUGCGGGGAGUUCCUUAAAAGUCACAUGGACUCCUCCAACUGUGUGGGAAUCUUCCAGUUCUCAGAGCAGAUCGGCUGCUUGGAAAUGUUGGAAUUCACCGAGAACUACAUCUACGUUCACUUUUUGGAGGUUUGUGUCACUGAUGAGUUCAGGAGCCUGUCCAAAGACCAAUUAGUCAGGCUUCUGAGAAGUGAGGAGUUGAGGAUUGAGGAUGAGUACCAGGUCUUCACUGCUGCGAUGGACUGGGUUCUUCAAGAUGUGCCAAAGAGGAAAAAACAUGUUGUGGAAGUUUUGGAAGCGGUCCGCUUCCCUCUGCUUUCCCCACAGAGGCUAUUCAAGUACAUAGAAGGCAUUACCGACUUCAGCCUGCGGGUGGCACUGCAGACUCUGCUGAAGGAGUACACUGAAGUCUCAAAGUCUCCCAAAGAAAAUAAGCUGUACAGUCAACUCCAGCCGGCCAAGAUGAGGCCCAGACGGAAAGCCAGAAAAUACCUUUAUGCCAUAGGAGGUUACACCCGCCUGCAGGGCGGCCGCUGGAGCGACAGCCGGGCGUUGAGCUGCGUGGAGCGCUUCGACACCUUCAACCAGUACUGGACCACCGUGUCAUCGCUGCAUCAGGCUCGCAGCGGACUGGGGGUGGCCGUUCUGGAGGGCAUGAUUUAUGUGGUGGGAGGGGAGAAAGACUCCAUGAUUUUUGACUGCACAGAGCGAUACGACCCCGUCACCAAACAGUGGGCCGCUGCUGCGUCCCUGAAUUUCCCUCGCUGUGGGGUCGGAGUAUGUCCAUGCCACGGUGCUCUGUAUGCACUGGGUGGCUGGAUCGGAUCAGAGAUCGGGAAGACGAUGGAGCGCUACGACCCGGAGGAAAACAAAUGGGAGGUCAUUGGCAGCAUGGCAGUCCCCCGCUAUUACUUUGGAUGCUGUGAGCUGCAAGGACUCAUUUACGUGAUUGGAGGGAUCAGUGACGAAGGAAUGGAGCUGCGCUCAGCAGAAAUGUACGACCCCAUCUCCCGCCGGUGGAGCGCCCUACCUGUGAUGGUCACUCGCCGGGCGUACGUGGGCGUCGCCUGCCUGAACAACUCCAUAUACGCCGUGGGAGGCUGGAACGAGGCAUUGGGAGCGCUGGAAACGGUGGAAAAGUAUUGUCCCGAGGAGGAGAAGUGGGUGGAGGUGGCAUCCAUGUCCACGGCACGCGCAGGGCUGUCCGUGUCCGCGGUCAACGGGCUGCUGUACGCGGUGGGAGGAAGAGCCGCCAGCAGAGACUUCUCUGCGCCGGUGACGGUGGACUCUGUGGAGAUCUACGACCCUCACCUGGACACGUGGACGGAGGUGGGGAACAUGAUCACCAGCCGCUGCGACGGCGGGCUGGCCGUACUCUGACGGACAUCGUGAACCCCUGAAAAACUGUGGACGGCACUUUAAGACAGACUGGAGGAACGGAGCGUUUCUGUGGUUUUCAAACACCCAAGCAACUAUUUUUGGACUGGAAAGAUGUCCUGCUGUUACACAACUCACUGCUUUCCUUUUCCGUUAUUCUGAGUCAUUUUAUUUGAAUAUCAAAGUGACAAACAUGCGAUUCUGUUUACAGUCCUGAUCAGUUUUCAUCAUUAAGAAGUCCUAGUUUAGUUUGAAUGUUUCAAAAGGAUGUUUUUUGAUGGAUAAAUGCUGAUUUUAGGGUCAAAUCUCCCACAUUCUUGAGCUGGACUGUUUAUGGACCAAAGUGUGUUGAAUUGCCAGAUCAUGCACUCCACUUGUAGAUUUUUCUUUGAGUUUCUGCAGAAAGUUAUGCUUCUUAACUACCAUUCGUACUUAAGUUGUUUCAAACCUAAGAUGAAUAUAGUUUGCACUAAAUUUGCAUUUCAGUCACUGGAUUGACAGGAUUUAUUGACUCAGAAACAAAAAGUUUGGACACAGAUAAUGAAAAAGCGUAAAUAAAGUGUAUUUUCUAACUUUUACUCAACUGUGAAAUGAUAAAAAUGUUUAAGAACUGGAAAAGAAAAUAAGUUUUUGACUUCCAAAUGCAGAAAAAAGCCCAGCAUUAGCAGGUUCUGUGUGUGGAGGGGGGUGUCCUCUGGGCUUUCCAUUUCCCCCCACAGUCCAAAAACAUGGUGGUUCUAAAACGUUCUCUAAGAGUGAUGGAGUUUAGCAAAACAAGCAGGUUUCAAAUAUGCUGAUUUAUGAUUAGGGUUGCCAGAUCUGAGAGAAAUGAAGGAAUAAAAAGCCAUUUACAUCUG